AUGGCACCAACGAAGAGGAGGACACAGCCAUUUAUAAUUAUGUCUUUUGUUAUUGCCAUGGUUUUUCUUGUAAGCCUACCCUUAUCAACCACGGCAGCCUACCUAGACGACGACAUGCAUAACAUUUUUGGAAAAACUCCGCCACCUCCAUCUAUUCAUGGAAAAACACCACCACCACCAUCCGUUCAUGCCAAGACUCCACCACCACCAUCUGUUCAUGGGAAAACACCACCACCACCAUCCGUUCAUGGCAAGACUCCACCACCGCCAUCCACUCACGGUAAAACUCCACCACCACCAUCCAUGCUUGGUAAGACACCACCACCACCAUCUACUCAUGGAAAAACACCACCACCACCAUCCAUUCAUGGUAAAACUCCACCAGCACCAUCAAUGCUAGGAAAGACACCACCUCCUCCAUCAACUCAAGCCAAGACUCCACCACCACCAUCGAUUCAUGGCAAGACUCCUCCACCACCAUCCAUGCUUGGUAAGACACCACCACCACCAUCUGUUCAUGCAAAAACACCACCACCACCAUCCGUUCAUGGAAAGACUCCACCACCACCAUCGAUUCAUGGCAAGACUCCUCCACCACCAUCCAUGCUUGGUAAGACACCACCACCACCAUCUGUUCAUGCAAAAACACCACCACCACCAUCCGUUCAUGGAAAGACUCCACCACCACCAUCGAUUCAUGGCAAGACUCCUCCACCACCAUCCAUACUUGGUAAGACACCACCACCACCAUCUGUUCAUGCAAAAACACCACCACCACCAUCCGUUCAUGGAAAGACUCCACCACCACCAUCCAUCCAUGGAAAGACUCCACCACCACCAUCAACUAUGUACAAGGGUCCGCCACUACCAUCUACUCAUGGCAAGACUCCACCACCACCAUCCAUCCAUGGAAAGACUCCACCACCACCAUCCAUCCAUGGUAAGACUCCACCACCACCAUCCACUCAAGGAAAGAGUCCACCACCACCAUCCAUCCAAGCUAAGGCUCCACCAAAGGCAAAGGCAAAAGCGCCAACACCAUCACCAGCACCAGCACCAGCACCAUCACCAUCUGAGACACCGCCAAGUGCCUAA
Erigeron canadensis is the source of this 1095-nucleotide messenger RNA. Its product is annotated as extensin-2-like. The coding region runs from base 1 to 1095 and encodes 364 amino acids. NCBI's taxonomy places the organism in Eukaryota, Viridiplantae, Streptophyta, Magnoliopsida, Asterales, Asteraceae. The record is from RefSeq and is a predicted model, not a curated record. The transcript has a single exon.